Messenger RNA from Protomyces lactucae-debilis, 350 nucleotides. RefSeq lists its product as uncharacterized. The transcript has a single exon. NCBI's taxonomy places the organism in Eukaryota, Fungi, Ascomycota, Taphrinomycetes, Taphrinales, Protomycetaceae. The coding region runs from base 45 to 251 and encodes 68 amino acids. Gene Ontology annotation, molecular function: protein binding. The record is from RefSeq and is a predicted model, not a curated record.
UCUCCUCUACCUGCAACAUUCUUGCUCCUUUGCGCCGUCUCGCCAUGGAUCCAAGCAUGUUUAUGGUCCUAGACCUCAAUACGGAUCCCAAUGACUUCAGCGCUCUCUGGCUUCUCGUACCCAUCUUUCUCAGGAUGCCCAGACGCUUCCAUCUACGGCUUGUGGCGUACCUCGAUCCCAUUUCGCUAGCAAGACUUGAGCGUGUCUGUCUUUACUGGCGUUACUUUCUCAGUGAUGAAGGUGAAGAGUGAGUGUCUCUACGAAAGAGUCCCGCGCUGACUUCAGACAUUAUGACAAGGCGCGUUUGAAGAUCUCAGAUCUUCCUGCCCAACUUCCCUCCUUCAUGUCCC